UUUUCAUCCCCAAAGAAAGUUUUCAACGAAGAUGAGGUUAAGAGUAUUGUGAAAGAGACAGUGGAAUCUACAAUAUUACAAGACUCCGCGUACCUUCAUAGUAGAAUAUCAAAUUGGAAUGCCACUAUUGUAGGAGAAACAGUAAAAAAAUUAGCAGCCUUAAAUAAAUCAAUGAAGUAUAUUGUGACUUGUACUAUUUUUGAAAAGAAUGGCGCGGGUAUACAUGCUACCACUACUUGUCAUUGGGAUAGUAAACAUGAUGGUGAGUGA
Molecule: messenger RNA, 270 nt
Organism: Dentiscutata erythropus
Lineage: Eukaryota; Fungi; Glomeromycota; Glomeromycetes; Diversisporales; Gigasporaceae
Source: the annotation of a GenBank genome assembly